Messenger RNA from Python bivittatus (Burmese python), 1539 nucleotides. Lineage: Eukaryota; Metazoa; Chordata; Lepidosauria; Squamata; Pythonidae. The record is from RefSeq and is a predicted model, not a curated record.
AUGUCGACCUGUCCCACCGGUCAGGCAGAGAAGUUCAUUGAACAGGUGCCAGUGGUUGCUGUGACAACAACAGGAACUGGUAUGAGAGCAUUAACAGGUCUUUACGGCACCCUUUGGGGCCUCCAGAGAAUGAAGCUUUUGGAUUGUAUUUCAUAUAUAACUGGGUCAUCUGGAACCACAUGGACCAUGACAGAUUUGUAUGAAGAUAGUAACUGGUCAAAUAAAGAUCUUGGGGAAAUCAUUAUGCGAGCUCGGAAGCAAGCAGCCAAAUCUAAGAUGAAGGCCUUUUCCUUGGAAAGCCUGAAGGCUUACCACAAGGAGCUGUGUCAGCGGACCGUUGCAGGAUAUAAGUCUUCUUUUAUAGAUCUCUGGGGACUCAUGAUUGAAGCCAUGCUACAUGAUGGGAAUAAUAAUCAUAAACUCUCAGAGCAACAACAGGCAUUGAACAGAGGUCAGAACCCUUUGCCAAUCUACCUGGCACUCAACGUGAAAGACAACAUCGCCACAAAAGAUUUUAGAACAGAGUGGGUAGAAUUCACACCAUAUGAAGUAGGAUUUCCGAAAUAUGGAGCCUUUGUUCCUGCUGAAAAUUUUGGAAGCGAGUUUUUCAUGGGGCACAUGAUGAAGAAACUCCCAGAAUCAAGGAUCUGUUUUAUGCAAGGAAUGUGGAGUAGUGUAUUUUCCAAGAAUCUGUUAGAUGCCUGGCAUGCGGCAGACAAUUCAGAAGAUUUUUGGAACAGGUGGACCCAAGAUACUCUCACGGAGAUUGAUGAAGUGCCUGGUUUACCAGAGAGACCCCAUGAGAUGCCAACUCGCAUGUUCACUCCUGCAGGAGGUCUUUCCAAUGCUCUACGGGAUAUUUUAACGGAUCGUCCAGCAGUGUCCAAGUAUCACAAUUUUUUAAAAGGGCUCCAAAUGCAUAAUGAAUAUGUGCAGCAUCAACAUUUUUCUAAAUGGAAAGAUACAGUGCUUGAUGAAUCCCCUAAUCAACUGAAAGAUCCUACAGAACAUCUGGAACUUGUAGAUACAGCUUUCUUCUUUGAUACUAGUUGUCCUCCACUUCUCAGACCAGAGAGGAAAGUGGAUGUCAUUCUGCAUUUCAAUUAUACUGGAGGAUCACAAACCAAGCCUCUAGAACAGGCCUUCACAUAUUUCUCAGCGCAAGGAAUCCCAUUCCCCAAGAUUCUGCUAAAAGAUGAAGAAAAGAAACAUCCAAAAGAAUGCUAUGUAUUUGAAGAUGCAAACAAUCCUGAUGCACCCAUCGUGCUUUAUUUCCCACUAGUGAAUGACACCUUCCAAAGAUACAUUGCACCUGGCAUAGAACGUAAUGCAGCUCAAAUGCCACAGGGCAACGUUGAUGUCUCAAGUGUCUUUUCUCCAUAUUCUACAAGACAGGUCUCACUGCAGGAGGAGGAUUUUAACAAGCUGUUAAAUCUAACCAACUAUAAUGUCCAGAAUAAUGCAAACACAAUCUUGGAGGUUUUGCACAAGGUGGUAGAACGGAAGAAACGGGUUCAGUUAUCUCAGUCAUCUUCAUGA